UUGUAGGCUGAGUUCAAGUGGGACUGAGUUUCAGCACUCCUUCACUUUCUUUCAACAAACCUCUCAUAUCAGCAGUAGUAUAGAUGGACACCCUAGGAGCUUCUGCUUAUGAAGAAUGGGAUUCUUUGAGCUUAUUUGCAUCCACUGAGGAGCUUAUUGAUUUCACACCAUAUGUUCUGAGCCAGUACCCAUUUUCGCAUGAGCAUGAUAGUGAACACCCCUUCCAAAUCCCAUCUUUUUGCCUAAAUCCUGAACUCAAUACCGACUUUUCAGGAAUGAGCGGCUGCUCGCGUUAUCCUCUAGUCAUUCCCGACUCAAACCUGCAAACUGUUUCUCAAGAGAGCAGCUCUCUUAAUGGCGAGAGCAUCGGUUAUGUUGUGUCUACAUGCCAGGGAAUCGGUUCCAAUAACCACAUGCCAGAAGCUGAUGAAAUCUCUCCCUACUUUGAUCUCUUCUCCGAUGCUUUCAACACGGGUAGUAAUAGCAACCCCUUUGUGUUGGAGUUGAGUAACACUCUGAUGGAAGAAGGUGCGUGUUUGACGGAGAUGCAAAGCGAAAGAAGCAGAAGCUUGGGUAAUAAUCAGCCAGAAGAUGUUAGCACGCCUCUUAUGCAAUUGCAACUCAAAAGGCGGUCUUUUGGAAUCGACAGCAUACAUGCCGCCACAGGACAUUCUAUUUGCACUGAUGUGUCAGAGAACAUGAAGAAGAGGCGUCGCACUUCGAGAGAUCUGAGAAAGAACAUUAAAGGUCCGAGGAACCCAAAGAAGCUCCCGUCUGAUGACAAUGACAGAGAUGGAAGUAAUGUUAGACCGAAUGGAUCUAGCACUUGCAGUUCGGAGGAUCGCGAUUCUGGAGAGCUCAAUGGAGGACUAAUACCACCAUUCAAGGCAUCGACAACACUUACUGAAAAUGGAAACAUAGGGAAGAUCAAAGCUACAAGGGGUUCAGCAACCGACCCUCAAAGCCUCUAUGCAAGGAAACGUAGAGCGAGGAUCAAUGAACGAUUGAGAAUUCUACAAAACCUUGUUCCUAAUGGAACCAAGGUUGACAUCAGCACAAUGCUUGAGGAGGCAGUUCACUAUGUGAAAUUCUUGCAGUUGCAGAUUAAGGUGAGAAUAAACAAAACUUUGAUCACGCAAAUAGUUCAGAAAAUACACGUAACAUGAACCUGAUAUGUUUUUGUUAUCUUGGUUCAGCUCUUGAGCUCAGAUGAUCUGUGGAUGUACGCUCCUCUCGCUUAUAACGGAAUGGAUCUCAAUCUGAGCCAUAUUAUUUGUCCUCAACUAUGACCU
Messenger RNA from Rhodamnia argentea, 1292 nucleotides. RefSeq names its product transcription factor bHLH87-like. NCBI's taxonomy places the organism in Eukaryota, Viridiplantae, Streptophyta, Magnoliopsida, Myrtales, Myrtaceae. The record is from RefSeq and is a predicted model, not a curated record. Gene Ontology annotation, cellular component: nucleus. The transcript is spliced from 4 exons. Gene Ontology annotation, molecular function: RNA polymerase II cis-regulatory region sequence-specific DNA binding; DNA-binding transcription factor activity, RNA polymerase II-specific; protein dimerization activity. Gene Ontology annotation, biological process: regulation of transcription by RNA polymerase II. Bases 84 to 1166 code for a protein of 360 amino acids.